AUAGGCCAGAGGACAUUCAUUCGAGUGAAAACAGUCUGCGGCUGAAAUUGUGAACGAGUGCUUACGCGAUUCGUUACGUCCCCAUCGUACGCCGUCGUUCGUUGUGAGUUUUUUUUUGUGAACGGGCACGCCAUUAUUGCCAUUGAAAGGUGCGGUUUUUUUCUUUCUAUUGAGCAGUUCUAUUGUGCGGGAUAGUUUAGUUCUUUAGUGUGAUUUUAAAGUGGAAUUGGCUGAGACUAGCGAGUCUCGAAAUCCUCUUCUAUCUUGUGUGUGUAAACGUACGUACAUUUUUGGUGUCUGGAAUCUGGAGGAAAACAAUUCACAGAAAAGGCGAUCUCGUGCAUAAAAAGUGUCCAACCCCUUGCAUGUGUGCUGUCCGGCAGUAAAGUAAUGUGGUGUUUUUCAUGCGUUUCUGCUCCAGCUAAUUCAGAACCAAUGGCAGCCAUCCGGAAGAAGCUCGUAAUCGUCGGCGACGGUGCCUGUGGUAAGACGUGUCUGCUGAUCGUCUUCAGCAAGGAUCAGUUCCCGGAGGUGUACGUGCCCACGGUGUUCGAGAACUAUGUAGCCGACAUCGAGGUCGACGGAAAACAGGUUGAGCUAGCGCUAUGGGAUACUGCCGGACAGGAAGACUACGAUAGGCUUAGGCCUCUGAGCUAUCCAGAUACCGACGUCAUCCUGAUGUGUUUCUCGGUCGAUUCACCAGACUCGCUGGAAAAUAUUCCGGAGAAAUGGACUCCUGAGGUUAAACAUUUUUGUCCAAACGUACCCAUAAUCCUAGUUGGGAACAAGAAAGAUCUCAGAAACGAUCCUCACACGAUAAAGGAAUUGGCCAAAAUGAAGCAGGAGCCAGUAAAGCCACAGGAAGGACGUGCAAUGGCUGAGAAGAUCAACGCUUUCGCCUAUUUGGAGUGCUCGGCUAAGUCGAAAGAGGGCGUUCGCGAGGUGUUCGAAACGGCCACCAGGGCCGCGUUACAGGUCAAAAAGAAGAAGAAGAGUAAAUGUGUUUUGCUCUAAGAGAGCAAAUUUGGAUAACAUAUUUUAUUUUUCUUUCUUUCGUGGAAUGCAAACACAAAUACACUGCAACAAAAAGAAAAGAAGAAAACAAAAAGUUUAAUAAUUUAAAAAAAAUGGUGGUCGACGUCGAUCAGGUUAAGAACAGGAGAUGAAAGUAAGCAGUUUGUGGCAGGAUAGGGAUUGUAUUUUUUCCGAAGAAGGAUGCUGGAUUUGCUUUGCAAGAAAGGACACGAAAAGCAGUUACACUUGAUUAUGUGAAAAUAAUGAAAACCGGCUUCGAACGAAAACAAAACAAAAAAAGAACAAAACUAUCUCUACACAACAUACGCAAAAAAAAGAAUCAUAAUGCAACACAUACACACACUCAGAUGAAAUGCGGGAUGGAAGUCGAAUGAUACGACCCAGCCAAAACGAAAGCAGCAGAGUACGCAGAGAUAUGCUAAAAGUUUUUAUUAUUUAUAAAUUUGUCUUGUGGAAAAGUGUACGACACAAAAAAAACGCGCGAAAGCAAAACGGAAAAUUGUUAGCAACGUAAUCUUAUUACCAAUCAUCAUUCGUAGCACCAGCAGCAUCAAAAUUUUGAAGUAUCACGCGAAUCAAAAGCAUUCGGAUCAGAAUCGCGGAUCAAAACGGAACCACAUAGAAUCAGAGCGAUGAUGGAGGGUGAAGCAUUUUUUUCGGCAGGGCGAAGCAAACUACCGGUUUUUUUUCUCUCCAUUCUUUUUUACUACUUGUCGCGCGCGCGGGCAUCUAUUAGAUGUGUUUUUAUUACUAAUUAAUAAUGGUAAAAACUCCUAUUAUUAUACUUUAGAAUAUAUGAAGCAAAGAUUAUCUGAAUGAAACAAAAAAAAAAACGAGAAGCUGAAGACGAGUGUUGGAGAUAACAGUCUAAAUAAAAAGGCUAGAUUUUUAAACAAA
Aedes albopictus (Asian tiger mosquito) is the source of this 1932-nucleotide messenger RNA. It is a transcript of the gene Rho1, whose product is annotated as ras-like GTP-binding protein Rho1. Lineage: Eukaryota; Metazoa; Arthropoda; Insecta; Diptera; Culicidae. The coding region runs from base 391 to 1014 and encodes 207 amino acids. The record is from RefSeq and is a predicted model, not a curated record. Gene Ontology annotation, cellular component: cytosol. The transcript has 6 exons. Gene Ontology annotation, biological process: small GTPase-mediated signal transduction. Gene Ontology annotation, molecular function: protein kinase binding; GTPase activity; GTP binding.